Molecule: messenger RNA, 3285 nt
Organism: Lineus longissimus
Lineage: Eukaryota; Metazoa; Nemertea; Pilidiophora; Heteronemertea; Lineidae
Product: LIM domain-binding protein 2-like
Exons: 9
Coding region: 428-1786 (452 amino acids)
Biological process (GO): positive regulation of transcription by RNA polymerase II; negative regulation of transcription by RNA polymerase II; nervous system development
Cellular component (GO): transcription regulator complex; nucleus
Molecular function (GO): LIM domain binding
Source: RefSeq, a predicted model, not a curated record
GGAUCAGUCUAUUCAAGCUGACUGUUCAAGCAUGAUGUGUAGGAGAGGAGAGGGAAUCCCUCAGUUAUUGAAUAUUCGUGCAUUAUAAACACUGCGGAACGAUAACACGUUUUGGCUUGAAACUUUUGUUCAUAGAAAUAUUGGAACUGAGAUAUUAACUGAUAUUCUGUUCCCGUUGUUUGGCGUGUUGCAUUUUUGCCAAACUUCAGGCUAUAAACCGUGAAUUGUGAACAUUGCAAUUCUGUGCAUAUUUAUAAUAUUUUAGGAUUCUAAGUUAUAAGUAGAUAAGGAACUGAAACUGUUGAUACACUACAGAACACCGGGGGCUUGAUACUCCACCGCCAUUCUAUUGGCUGUCUUUUCUAUCUUUGCGGAUAUCUCAUAAAAAUUCAGGAUUCUCAACUCACUUCGCCCGGAGCUGGUGUCUAUGCCACUCGACCCAAGGCAAGGGUUCUCACCCGAUCUCUAUCACCACCCUGGUAGGGUAGACCUCUACCCCGGCGGCCCCAUACCCGGUGGCCCCAUACCCGGCGAAAUGGGGGUCAGGGAGGUGAAUAACGUCAUGAUGGAUGGACAGCCCGGUCCACCACCUCCAGGACCACCUAUGAUGAACAAAAUGAACGUUGGUCCUGGCCCCGGCGUUGACCCAUAUUAUUCACCCCAAUUCCCUCCGUUUUACAGACGACACACUCCAUACAUGGGUCAGCCGGAUUACCGAAUGUACGAACUCAACAAACGAUUACAACAGAGAACAGAGGCAUUCAGCAGCCAAGCAGAAGAUAAGGAAAGUGAUAACCUAUGGUGGGAUGCCUUUGCCACAGAAUUUUUCGAAGACGACGCAGCGCUUACGUUAUCAUUUUGUUUAGAAGAUGGACCAAAACGAUACACAAUUGGCAGGACGUUAAUACCUCGGUACUUUAGGAGUAUAUUUGAAGGGGGUGUAACAGAUCUCUAUUUUAUAUUGAAACAUCCCAAAGAAUCAUUCCAUAAUACCACAAUAACGCUUGACUGCGACCAGGCCAUGAUGGUUACACAUCACGGGAAACCAAUGUUUACAAAAGUGGUCACAGAAGGUAGAUUAAUAUUAGAAUUCACAUUUGAUGAUCUGAUGAGAAUACGAUCUUGGCAUUUCGCCACGCGGCAACAUCGAGAGUUAAUACCUAGGAGUGUCAUAGCAAUGCAGCAGGAUCCAGCGAUGGUGGAACAAUUAUCAAAAAAUAUAACACGGCAGGGACUCACAAAUUAUACGCUGAAUUUCCUCAGACUGUGCGUUAUUCUUGAACCAAUGCAAGAAUUAAUGUCUCGUCACAAAGCCUAUGGCCUUAACCCCCGCGACUGUCUCAAGACAACGCUCUUUCAGAAAUGGCAACGUAUGGUUGCACCACCAGGUAACGGUCAGCGGGCUAAUGUGCGGCUACGAGAGAGUCAACGUCAGCCAAGUAAAAGACGAAAGCGGAAGUCGUCAGCGAGCACAAACGCAUCAGCAAACAGCAUUGGGCGGGAAGGGACGGGAAAACAGAAGAGAUCACCAGGGCCACAGUCGGGCACAUUUAACCCGGUGCCGGGGGAUGUAAUGGUAGUCGGUGAGCCGACUUUAAUGGGAGGUGAAUUCGGGGAUGAGGAUGAGCGAUUGAUCACACGGCUGGAAAACACGCAGUAUGAGCCGAACGGGGCUGAGGAAGGACAGGAUUACACUAACUCACCUGCCGUGCAGAACAGUCCUUGGGGGCAGGAGAAAAAGCCACCGCCGGUCAACAACCAAGCAGAGGAGAAGUCGGAACAGUAAAACUAUACCAACUUUGGAACAAGUCAGUUGUAGAUAAAGAUCAUUGGGGGAGCCCAAAAGACAUUUAGUGUGUACCAUUUGAAUGUAUGUGUUGGUGGUUGAAAUUGAUUCCCAAGGUUAUGGGCUGUGGACCUUCUGAGUGUGAUCAGGGCAGAACAUUAACGCAGUGUCUGUCUUUGAUGGUGGUGUUAGUUAAUCGCCACUUGUGGGCUAAUAUUGGGGUGAUUUACUGAAUAAUUCUGGUACCAUUUUGUGAAAUUCCUGCAAUUUUGAAAUAAGGCACUUGAGAGAUGAUUGCCUUCGAGGGGGUGGGGUUAUAGAUUGACAGAGGUGUGGUGAGUUCGAGGCUGAAUCAAGCUACAAUUAUUGCUUUGUAUUGUUUUAUUUAUUGAGUUUUGAGGAUGAAUUGGAGUUGAUAAUUUAUCAUUUAAUCAUAUAAGUGCCCUGCAGAUUAGAGAUUUUUAUUGUAGCAAUAUUUGCCUGGAUGAGGAGGACAAUAAAACAAUCGUGAACCUUCCAGUACUUACAGCUAAAAAUAUCUUGAUUCAUGUGCAUGUAAAUGAUUUUGUAUGUUUUGUUUUAAUAUCGAUUGGCGCCCUUAUUGUCUGGGGUGGGUUCAUCCUAUGGGUUCUCACCAUUUGGCCAAAUAGCUUUUUGACAUUGAUGAUCAGUUCUAUGAAGAUGUAUAAUCUUCUGUCUAAAUUGUCUGACAUUGGCCAGAAUAAGAAAUCGUUCAAUAAGGAAUGCAGUUAAUGAGGAGAGAUGUGCAGUGCGUCAUAGAGUCUCAUUUGAUUUUGGGGUCAGUCUGUGUACAAUGCUCAGUUGAGAAGCUGAAAAUUUAAGAUUUUCUGUUGAUGGAUCCGAGUUUAGAUUGGGACAAAUAAUUUCAAGAUUUUAAACUUGGAUGAGCCAUGCUUGAAUUCUUGUUUGUCUUGUUGGGACAGUGUCCCUUAAAACUAAUGAAGAGGGUAAGUCAAAGUAAGAACUCUGUGCAUGUAUAUAACUAUAUUAUAAAUAACUAUCAUAAUAAUGUAUUGUAGACUGUGUAAGUUAAGAUUUUGUGCUAUGUAGAUUUCACUGCAUUUUUCCAGAAAAAAAUGAACAUAAUUUUAUAUGAAAGUGUUUGAAUAUACCUGUACACGUUUCUACAGCUUAAUAUGAUAUAAUUUUAUUUGUUUCUUUGUGAAUGUUAGUAAUUAUGUAAAGGAUUCUUGAAGAGUUGUGUCUCGGUUUCAUUCAUCACACACCACCACAUGUUCUGCCUGGUCAGCUAGACAAUUUGGAAGGGAACUUAGGCAAUGAGGUAUCGAAAUUAAACCACCCAAGCUACAUUCUAAUAUUCCUGUACCAUUUUCAAUAUGGUGUGUGGUGAAUAAAUCCUAGCUUUUGUCAAUCAGAUGUAUUAAGGUAAUAUUUUGUUGAGGAGCUUGUCGUAGUUGUCACACUUGCAGUUUUGUGACAGACAUUUCUACAUAUUAAUAAAUGGUUAAAUAUUGUAA